UGCAUGUCAUGUCAUUGAAAACCGUAUGUCCGUGGGUUUUACGGUUUUACAUUAUUUUUAUUGAUAAUUUCUUGUAAAGACAUGGUGUAAUUUAGCUUCAGAUGAAAAUAUGUCACUCCUAGACAAUCUCAAGGAGUUAGGCUGGCAUUUGAGUCAAGAAGGUAUCGAUAAUAUUAGUGAAAAUGGACAAAUACAAGAUGUAAAUAUACUUAGCAAAAAAGCUUUAGAUUAUGACUUACGAGACAUUGGGGACAGUGCUUUCCCCGAAGAUUUCACAAAGGAUCCGUCUAAGUUAGAAAGGCCUAUAGUUGUUCAAAUUCAGAAGAUACGGAAUGUGUCUGCUCCUAAAGCUAAUGAGGAAUCCUCAUCUGCACCCCGUAUGUUGAAACUGACGCUACACGAUGGGAAAUCGUCGUGUACAGGCUUGGAGACCAGUCCUAUACCAAGCCUUAGUAUCAACACCCCACCAGGAACCAAAUUGUUGUUAAAGAAUGAAGGGUUGGAGGUGGUUCAUGGAGUUAUAUGGCUCUCACCAAGUGUUAUAUCAAUAUUAGGUGGAAAGGUGUCCCAUAUGAUAGAAAAAUGGGAGCUGAACAGGAGUCUAGCCAAGCACACUAGAGGUGGCAUAGGAGUUGAUGGUGGCCCACCCCCAUGGAUUCCGUUUGGGCAGCGGUUGGAGGCACAGACCGUUGACAAACAGUUUAAAAGUCUGCAGGAAGCUGCCAAGCAGGACAAUGCAGAGUUUGAAGCCCAGAGGAAAGGUGCAAUUGCUGAGGCCCAAAGACUCUCUGGUGUCAAGAAGGUAUUUGGUGGUGGCACUAAACCUUUACUGGAUGCAAAUGUUCAGAAGAUAGUUGAUGCUGGUUUCUCUGAGGAACAGGCUGAAAAUGCUCUCAAGUAUACUAAGAAUAAUGUUGAUAGGGCUUUAAAAAUAUUACAAAAGCGAGAUAACUCGGAAAAUAGGAAUAAAGAGAAACCACAAAAAGAACCUGAUCAGCCGAAGCGGAAAGGACGAAAUAAAGAGCCAAAUGAUGAAGAUGGGAUACCUGUUAAACCAUCGGGAAAAAUAAGUCUUUUUGAUUUUCUAGAAGACAAACUACCUAAUGUACCCGAAAAAGAUAGGAAUAAUCGCCAAUAUAAUUCUAAUACUGAUGAUAGAAAUGAUAGGAACUAUGGACAGAGGGAGAAGAACAGUGCCAAAAAUAAUUCUCGCGGUCAGUCGUCAAGGUAUGAUAACGGCAAUCGACAGAGAUCUGAAAAUAGGGGCCACUUCUCAAACGACAACCAUCAUUCAUCACAUCGAGACGAUCGUAAAUAUCAGACUGUAACUGAGAAACCUCCACGGUUCCAGAAGAAAUUAGAUGAGAGGAAUAAGCAGCAUCACCAACAUCAUCAACCACCUCCGCAGAGUACAUCCAGUAGUAAUGUAAACAUGAAUGUUCCGUAUGGCAAUUCAUAUCAGAACCCACCUCCUUCGUAUUCUGAUAGGAAUAUGAGGAACGAUAGACUGAGCGACAAUAAAAUGCAGCAUCAGCAAAACUAUCGCAAUAACUCCAACAUGGAUAGUUUAGUGGAGGCGACGGCGAAUUUGAAUAUGUUGGCUCAGCAGCGUCCAGUGGAAGAGCCACAGCGGACGUAUCAGCACCCCGAGCAGUAUCAACAUAAGGCGUAUAAUCAGAACAUGCAGGAGAUUCCGCCGUUCAGGAGGAACAAUGAAAUGAAGUACCAGGAGCAAGGGUACGGGCGACGGCAGCAGGCGCAGCCGAAUGGCUACAUGGAGCAGCCCAAUGCCGUGUACCCCGGGGUCAACUACAUGGCAACAGGCGCAGCCGGCUAUGGGGCCCGGCAGUACGGCUACGGCGCUCGUCCGCAAGAGAUGCAGGGCGCGCUUCGGGGCGCGGGUCCGUUCCUGCCGGGCUCGCUGCUGGGCUUCCAGAACGCGGCCGUCAACGAGCAGGCGCGCGCCAUGCUCGGCGUCGCCGACAUCAGCUGGAAGGUCGGCGACCGCUGCCUGGCGCUCUACUGGGAGGACAACAACUUUUAUGAAGCUGAGAUUACGGGCAUCUCAGCGAAUACUGUUGUAGUGAAAUUUUGUGCAUACGGUAAUCAUGAAGAAAUUCUCAAGUCUAACUGCUUGCCCUUCCCUUCGCAGCCGUCAGGCCCCAAUGGCGGCUACAUGUCGCGCGGCGUGUUCGCCACGCGCCGGCCGUAGGGCCGCCGCAGCGUGUGCGGCGCACUGCCACCCGCGCACGCCACGUGUGACGCGCACCCACACACGCUCGCCGUGUGCCACACCCCCCCACACCCGCACGCCGUGUGCCACACCCCCCCACACACGCACAGCGUGCCCGCACACACGCAGUGCGGCGCUCCGUCGCACGCCGCACACGCACACAGCGCGCGCUACAGCUGACAGCGCCGCCACCAGCGACUAUGGAACACUCGAUUCUCAUCGGUUCAUGCGUUCGACUACGGACUUAUGUAUUCUUGUACGCAUUUUUAACUUCGAAAGCAUGCGGUUCUAAAUUCAACUGUAUAUUGUUUUAUAUACUACCUAUUCCUUUAUGCCUUUUCAACUUUUAAAGAUGAGGUUUUCGAUUCAACUGUAUUUUUUUUUUAAUAUUUCGUUUGGUCUUAUGUUUACUAUCAAAAGCAUAACGCAACAUGUAUCAGAAAUCGUAUUUCAUGCAAAUUUAAACGACAAUCAAUUCAUGUUGUUCAUCAUACUUAAUAUAAAAUGUCAAAAAAAAAUAUAUCGAAUUUUUAAAAUUAACAUCGUCGAAUAUUGUUCUUAGACGGUGUAAAAUUAUCGUGAAAGUUGUAUAAGGUAUUAUUAGAUUAAUAAAUGUACACUAAAAAUAUCGAAAAUGAUCCAUAAAAACUAACGGGUCUUAAUACUAUUAAUGUUCAUAAACGAGAAUCGAGUCAGCCGACCGCUCUCCUAUUGAUAGGCCUAUUUUCAUGAAUUCACAAUUUUACUGAUCCCCGUUGGUAUUUGAAGUAAGCCAUACAUGAAACUUCGGAAAAAAAUUAAAUCAUUAAAAUAAUAAAGGUAUUUAACAACUGUUAUAUGAUAUUUAAAUUAUCAUACCCAUUUUCAUCAUUCAAUUAGUUGAUUAAGAAAUAGAUCUGAAUGAGAAAAUGUUCCCAAUUGUGACCAAAUGGCAGCUUUGGAUUCUAAAAGGAAAUUAAAUGCCAACGCAAGAGUAAGGAAAGUUGAAACUGUUCUGUUGUUUGAAAUAUAUUUGGUGAAGUUCUUUUUUUCAAUAAUGUAUUCUUAAUUAUUCAGGUUGGUUCCGUUAUAUUUUACAAACUUGCCUAUAUUUGGUAAAAUUCAUUACUUUUUUAUAUGAAGGGAAAUCAACUCUGCUUACUCGGGAUCUGUCCUUUGCUUUAUUGCGUAGCUUCCAUUGUGUUGUGGUUAACUGUAAGUGUUCAUCCUGUAUUUCGAUUUCAUUCCAUAUAUCUUUUUAUUAUUUUUAACAGUGUGACAGAUUUUGUUUCCGUUUUUGUUAUUAACUCUUUCAUGAAAAAAAAAUCUUUUAAUCAAUUAUAACAGUGAUUUAGUUCAUGUUCAUACAACCAAAAGCCUUAAUAGUUUGGUUUAAGCCCAACAGUCAAAUGCUUUUGUUUAGCUGAGCAUCAUAACACCAAAUUUAGUAGAUAAUGAGUUAUUUAUUAUUAUAUAUUUCCUGGAACUGUAUAUCUGCGAGAUUUGUUUUUCGAUAGAACACAUUUGACUUCUCUUAAGAGUUGAUUGUUCCUGUCAGUCUAUUAAUACUUUUUAUUUACGUCUUUGGGAGUAUGGACUCUGUUGUAUUGGUAGAAAGUAAAUUUUGUUUUGUAAAAUUAUUUUUUUAACAUUAAGUGUAAGUAUGUAAAUGUAAGUAUAUUUUAUUUAAUUCCUUUUAGCUAGCGGGAACCUGUUACAUAGCGACGUUGUUGUACCUAAGCUUCACCUGUUACUUCAGCAUUAAUAAUAAUUAAUCAGAUAAUAGUUGUAAUCGGGAAUAUAACCCCAUUUGUAUAAUCGGGAAGCUACGCAGGCGCCGAGGACUUCAAACAAUAGUUAACGCGUUCUCAAUGUUAAAAUUAGGAAAUCUAACGUCGAUAAGGAUGUAACUGAUACUCUGGCAUUAAUUUAUUGUCGAUAUAUAACCACCAAGUAGAUCGUAGCUUGUAAUAAGUGUAUUUUGUUGUAUUCUAGCGCAAAAACUAUGUAAUUAUGAUUAUUUUUCAGUUUGAUAACGGGAUAUUGUUUGAAAAGUAUAUGUUUUACUUUAGCAGUGUUUAAAUAUUGAGGCAUAUAAAGCGUGAAAUACCAGUACGUGUUGUAGCUUUCAUGUUUAUCGAGACGUUUUAUGUAAAUGAAAUCUGGGUAUAUUUAUUUGUAACAUAGAUUUUUAUAUACUUUGCUCGCAAUGGUUACUUGAACUGUUGUGGAACAGAGUGCGAGCGAAUUGAAAUAAUGUGUAGCAUGGAAUUGUAGCGAGCACUUAAUACGAGUAGCCAUUGCGUAGCCAUAUCUUGUGAACCUUAAGUGAUAUUAGGGUUGCUACACACAUAGGCGGGUCGGCACUGUCGGUUCGGCAGCAUUUGUCGAUCAACAAAGCCGACCCGAAGUAAUCACUGCACUUGUUCGGCUUUAUUCGGCUUGUGCCGAUCGGGUAGUUCAUUCGAGUAAACGCAUCAUUCGAUUCGGCAACUGCCGAACGGUAUUUGUGGAACGAAAAAGCCGACUCGCAACUACUACUACAACAUUCGGUUUCAUUCGGCUUGUGCCGAUCGGGUAUAUACGUAGUUCAUUCGGGUUCAAUCGGCACAAUUCGGUUUUCAUUCGGGCGUCACGCGUCGGCGUCGUCUCUGAAUGUUUGUGGUCAUUUUGUACAUGCUUGUCGUAGUAUACACACGUAAAAUGGAGUGGUCGCAGGAAAAAACAAUCCAAUUUAUCGAGUGCUAUCGGUCUUACCCGUUGUUAUGGGAUUCAAAAGACGAAUUCUAUAAAAAUAAAAUCAAAAGACAUGAUGCCUUAGUAGAAAUUGCAGCAAAGUUUGAAGUCGAAAAAGUUGAAGUUGAGAGAAAAAUUAAAAACCUCCAAAGUCAUUUUUUAAGGGAAAAAAAGAAAGAACAAGACAGCAAAAAGAGUGGAUCUGGGGCCGAUGAAUCAUUUACUUCGAAAUGGUUCGCCUACAAAUCUUUAUUAUUUUUAUCAUCCAGAAAUAAACCUCGCAAGACUAUGGAUUCGCAAAUGGUAAGUUGUCUACACAAUUAUAAAUGGCCUUUUCUGUCUAUGUUAAGUGUAUCUGUGUUAUAGAUUAGAUUAACUGAUAAUAUCCAUUCUCCUUAUCCAUCCCAUCCAUGUAACCCUUAUCCUUGCGAAAGUAUCUGUCUGUCUGUUACCUUUUCACGUCAAAGCCGCUAAACCGAUUUACUUAGUUGAAAAUCUAAUAAAGUGCGGGCGAAGACACGGGGCGGGAAGCUAGUCCAAACUAAUAUUAUAAAGAGGAAAGAUUUGUUUUUUUGUUUUUUUGUUUGUAACGAAUAAACUCAAAAACUACUGGACCGAUUUGAAUGAAAUUUGGCACAGAGAUAGACUUAACCUUCAGGAGUAACAUAGGCUACUUUUUAUCCCACUGCUGGGCAUUGUUUGUAGUCCACGCGGGUGAAACUGCGCGCGGACCGAUGAUUUUUUACUAAUCAAUGCCCAGCCUAAACCAUAGAAGCUAUAAAAGCGAAAUUUGGACAGUAGCUUAUGUUAUUAAUGUUAUGCAAUAAAAAAUAGGUUUUUUAAAUUUGACUUUAAGAAAAGACCAAAUGAGGUUGAAAAGAAAAAUUUAUAAGAAUCCUAUUCAAAAUUUCGCCACCUGUAAGUAUCAUUCAAUAGCUCAGUGGUAAAUGCCAAGGGUCAUAUAGUUGAUGUCGAUGUCGAUGGUUCGAUCCGUGGUACCCGUGUGUAAGUUUUUUUUUUUUCAUUUUAUUUAUUUUUAUUGAUUUUUAGAAAAUAUUUCUUAUAUUCAUUGACAUUUUGAUUAAUUUUUAUUAAAAUUUGAAAUUUUGCCCGUUUAUAGUAUGGAACGACAGAGGGCGCUAUUAAAAAAAUUAAAAUGUGAAUAAUUGCGUUUUCGAAUUAAAUAUUUUUUUUUAUUAAAGGUGUAUUUUUAUGUUAUUUUUUUAAACCGGUACUUCUAUUUAAAAUCGGCUUAACAUGCAAAAUUUUUUUAUUAAAAUUUGAAAUUUUGCCAGUUUAUAGUAUGGAACGACAGAUGGCACUGUUAAAAAAAUUAAAUUUGAAUGAUUGCGUUUUCGAAUUAAAUAUUUUUUUUUAUUGAGGGUGUAUUUCUAUGUAAUUUUUUUAAACCGGUACUUCUAAUUAAAAUCGGCUUAACAUGCAAAAAUUUUUAUUAAAAUUUGAAAUUUUGCCAGUUUAUAGUAUGGAACGACAGAUGGCGCUAUUAAAAAAAUUAAAAGUGAAUGAUUGCGUUUUCGAAUUAAAUAAAUUUUUUAUUGAGGGUGUAUAUUUAUGUAAUUUUUUUAAACCGGUACUUCUAAUUAAAAUCGGCUUAACAUGCAAAAAUCCAAUAGUUACAUUACCGAUAGGGAUCCCAAUGAUACCGACGGAUUUACCUAAGUAUAUACUUUGAAAGGUUACAGUUUCCUGUAAAGGUCUCAUUUGCCCUCACUAUAAAUAAAUCCCAGAGACAAACAUUUUCGAUUGUUGGCAUCGACCUCAGAAAGGAGUGCUUUUCGCAUGGGCAAUUAUAUGUUGCUCUUUCUCGAGUAGGAUCUCCAGAAAAUCAAUAUGUUUUGUUGCCACUUACAAAUACGACGGCCAACAUAGUUUUCAGUGCAGCAUUACGUUAAAAUAAAGGAAAUUUAACGCAACCGAAGCCCCGGUCGAUUGCUAUGUUAUUAAAAUGUUUGUUCCUGGGAUUUUUUUUAAAUUGCCUAUGUUACUCCUAAAGGUUUAGUCUAUCUUUCAAAUUUCAUCAAAAUAAGUCCAGUAGUUUUUGAGCCUAUUCAUUACAACCAAACAAACAAAGAAAGUUUCCCUCUUUAUAAUAUUAGUGUAGAUUAGUGUACCUAGACUACAUAGUAUAAAACAAAGUUAGCAUUUGUAUUUGUUUUAUUCAACGAAAUUAAUUGCAGUUUACAUUAUAUUCAAACAGUUUAUUCUCGAAAGUUUUUUCAUACAAAACAUAAUUGUAAGAAAUCCCCGUGCGAAGCCGGGCCGGGUUGCUAGUUAGUAGUAAAUAAAAAACUAAAAUCUAUACUACAACAUAUUUAUUUAAUUAUCAACACAAAUCUAGCUAGCUACACUGAUUUUAGUACAUAUUAAUAAAUUUUAAUACUUAUUUUGCCAAGGAACUUUUCCUUGAUGCGAGCAGAAAUACUCAGCAAAUUCAUCCCUGACAAUUUCACCGGGCGAAAAAUUGUACAGCAUUAUUGGUUCAAUAUUUGCAUUUUCAGCGUUAGUUUCUUCAGCCUCUCCUACGUUUAUUCCCACGUCAUUUGUGGCAUUUCUUCUAUCACCUUGAAACGCGUAGUAUUCGUAUAAAUGCCUCGAUUCAUCAUUUCUUCGGAGAAAAUUGUGUAGAUGUAAUAAUGCCAUCACAACCUUUGUUACUUUGCUAGGUUGUAAUUUGAACGGUCUUCGAAAGCACCCAUACACUUUACUUAAAAUUCCGAAAGUACUUUCAACCAUCCGACGUGCUCGACUCAAACGAUAAUUGAAAAUUCUAAUUUUCGAUCCCUUUUUCCCUAAAGAUGUGUAUGGUUUAAUAAAUCUUUCUGUUAAAGGAAAUGCAUUAUCAGUUAUAAUUACGUAUGGUGUCCGGCACGGUCUCCCAGGAAGCUCACUGUCUUCUGGCACAUUCAAUGUUUCUAUAUUGUCCAAUAUAGUAUUUGAAAAAACUCCGCCGUCUGAUAUUCGACCUUGGCAUCCAACAUUAGCAUACAGGAUAUUAUAAUCAGAAUCUACAAGUGCCAUUAACACAAUACUAAAGUAUUCUUUAAAAUUGUAGUAAUCAGUGCCACUGUGAAAUGGUGCUUCAAUUCGCACAUGUUUCCCAUCUAACGCACCGAGACAAUUCGGAAAGUUCCAUUUAUCGUUAAAACCCUUUGCUAUAUUUUUCCACUUUUCUUCGGUAUUUGGCAUCUGAAAUGUAGAAAACUAUUUAUUUAUAAGUAAUUAUUAUUUUUUCAGAUUGAUUACACUGCUGAAGACAGCUUAGAUAGUACGACUGCUUGCACUGAAACCUCAGAUGAAUGCCGAAAGCGUUCACGCAACGUGGGGAAUGUCAACGAAAAAAUUUCGAGUGCAUAUUCUAUUAUGACGGAGGUAUACAAAAAUCGGAGUGACAAAGAUGAAUUCUCCUUGUUCGGUGACCAAGUAGCUGUGAAGUUGAGAAAAAUUUAUUGUCCUUACGCAAGACUUACUUUGCAAAAUAAAAUAAAUACCCUUCUAAUGGAGGGGGAACUCGGAGUAUACGACUCAUAUAAUUACUAUCGACCAGACACAAGUACCAGCUCUGCAACUAAUGAUGGUACUAAUAACUUUGUGCCAGAUUCUGACAAACAAGGAUAUAUUUCCAUAAAUAACAAUAAACCAGCUUUGAUUGAUAAUUCUCAAGAAACGCAGCUUUCCGUUCCUAAAGUUAUUGCAGAAGAACAAUCACGUGAUCCUUUAGCUUAAUGUCGUGCAUUUAGUUUGUUCAAAGCAACAUGCUAAAAAUGUGGUGUUUAUGUUGAUUUAUGAUGGAUGAUAGUUCUUAAGCGACGCAACUUUCCAUUCCUGAAAUUAUUACGGAGUAAUAUUCGCGUGACUGAUAAUUUUUUAGUUAAAAGCUAGAUGCUAAAGUUAUUUUAUGUUGACUUUAUUUGUUAAUUUUAUUUGUGAUUGAUUUCGUAAUACCAAAAAAUGUUUCCAUUUUUUUUAAUAAAUAAAAAAAUAAAUGCAGAUUCUAAUUUCGAAUAUGUUCCUUUAACCCAACAAUUAAUCACCUUGAAUUAUUUCUUACCUGCAUAAAGCUCUUCAACUCUGUGAUUAAAGCUUGACUUACUACAGGUACUAUUUCAGAAACACUUUGCUGUGAAAUUUUGAAUGUCUGCAUUAAACUUCCAAAUGAGUCUCCAGAUACAUAAUAUCUUAAAGUAACUCCGAGUUUUUCUUUUGCAGUUAAAGCAGUUCUCCAUUUUGUAUCAUUUUUGUUAAUUGAUGGUCCAAUCAGUUGAAGAAGUAAUUCAAAAUCACUACUUGACAUUUUAAAAAAAUCUUUGAAUCCACCGUUGCUUCUGUAUUCUAAGUUUAACACAUCACAGUCAUCUUCUUGUAAUCUAUUAAGAAAAUCUUCAUUGUCACGAUUUUGAAGGCCUCUUCGCACCCAGAAUCUUCGAGGUUUUCGUAGUAAAGAGCCGGCAAUAACGACAAAAGCUGCGGAAAUUAACAACACGUCGUCUUCGUCCCACAUUUUUAGCACUACUGAACAAAAAUUGUUGCCAAAAGCCGAUCGGCAUAAGUCGGCAGUUGCCGAGCCGAGUGAUUGUGUGCGGCUCCGAGCGGUUUGUGAUUCCCGAACAUUAUCUGCAUAUAUUCGAUUUUACCGCCCGGUUUGGCCGAUUGUUCCAUUCGGCUGUUGCCCGGCCUUUGUAAUCGAGCGGCAAAGACGAGCGGCUUUUUUCCCGAACAUUCAUCUACACAUAUUCGAUUUUACCGCCCGGCUGUGCCGAUUAAUGCCGGCCCGAUUAUGUGUGUAGCAACCCUUACAAAACAUAACAUAAUUUUUCAUGUAUUCGAGUCUGGUUAAAACUUUGAACGCAUUUGCAACCCGACACGAUGCGACUAAGUUACUUAUAAAGUGUAUGAAACAGUCUGCAGUAGGCAUGUCGAUAUUAUUUUGUAUUGUUGUGUAUAAAUUUAGUUUCAAACAACAAAACUGCUUGAUGUAUAACGAAGUUCUUCAUUUAGGCGGGUCCCAGAUGGCUUUCACAAAAUGAUACAUUAUUGUGACGUCACUAUUAUGUUCACAUCAUAAACUUUAGUAGCAGCAGAACGUUUUGUAUUUAACUACUUGUAUUCUUUCAUGUUUUUUUUAUCUAAUUUAUAUUAUUAUAAGACUUCGUCAACAUCCCUAUUGCAAAAAUUCGUACGUACGUACGCGGUGAAAUGAAAAUCUAGAUUUUUGAGCAUGAAAUCGUGUUAGGUCGAAAUCAGAAAUGCGUUCCAAGAUCACGAAUCUCAUGGGAUCUAAACAUGUUAUAAAAGUUCCUAAGGUUUAAACUAUUGAUCGAACAACUCAUUAUCGAUCAGUUAUCCAAAAAGUUCGAACCGUUCCGUUCCUUUAGUACUUUUACUUUAGUUUAGGAAGAACCGUUUCAUAAACCCUCGAAUACAUGAGACAUGUAGGUUUCGCUUAUUUUGGUGCACUCGCAUAUUUCAACCAGUGAAGCAAAGCUCAAUUUCAGUGUAAUUAGCUAUUCGACUGUAAAUGCUCAUGUAAUGACAAUCAGCGUUCGACGUUUGUACCAAUUUCUGUUGAGUUGAAGUAACAAUUUAUUAACAAAAAGCUAAUAAAAGGAACUGUAUU
This is a messenger RNA of Amyelois transitella, 10583 nucleotides long. It is a transcript of the gene Tdrd3, whose product is annotated as tudor domain-containing protein 3. Gene Ontology annotation, molecular function: RNA binding; protein binding. The transcript has 8 exons. Gene Ontology annotation, cellular component: cytoplasm; nucleus. Bases 110 to 2212 code for a protein of 700 amino acids. Gene Ontology annotation, biological process: mRNA processing. Lineage: Eukaryota; Metazoa; Arthropoda; Insecta; Lepidoptera; Pyralidae. The record is from RefSeq and is a predicted model, not a curated record.